ACGCCCCCUCCCGGCGCGGUCUCCUCACGGCGGCGGCGGCGGCUCCAUUUUCUCCCGCGGCCCCGCAGCGCCCGGCUCGCCUCAGCCCCGGCCGGCGGAGAAAGAGAGAUUCGAGAGACGAUCCCCCCCCCUUCCCGCACCACCCCGUUCUUCCCUCCCCCGCGCCGCCAUGAAUGAGGAGUACGACGUGAUCGUGCUGGGCACUGGCCUCACGGAAUGCAUCCUCUCCGGGAUCAUGUCGGUGAAUGGAAAGAAAGUCCUUCACAUGGAUCGUAACUCUUACUAUGGAGGGGAAAGCGCAUCCAUUACACCCCUGGAGGAUCUCUACAAAAGGUUUAAUCUACCAGGAACUCCACCAGAAUCGAUGGGGCGGGGAAGAGACUGGAACGUGGACCUAAUUCCCAAAUUCCUUAUGGCUAACGGUCAGUUGGUAAAGAUGCUGCUCUACACAGAAGUCACUCGCUACUUAGACUUCAAGGUGAUCGAGGGGAGCUUCGUCUACAAGGGAGGAAAGAUCUACAAAGUUCCUUCCACUGAGGCAGAAGCCUUGGCAUCCAGCUUAAUGGGCUUGUUUGAGAAACGCCGGUUCAGGAAGUUCCUAGUGUACGUUGCCAACUUUGACGAGAACGACCCCCGGACUUUUGAAGGCGUUGAUCCCAAGAAGACCACCAUGCGCGACGUGUAUAAGAAGUUUGACCUGGGCCAAGAUGUUAUAGACUUCACGGGCCAUGCCCUCGCGCUCUACAGGACUGACGACUAUCUAGAUCAACCAUGCCAAGAAACAAUCAACAGGAUCAAGCUCUACAGCGAGUCGCUGGCUAGAUACGGUAAAAGCCCGUACCUUUAUCCCCUCUAUGGCCUCGGAGAGCUGCCCCAGGGAUUUGCAAGGCUAAGCGCUAUAUAUGGAGGCACCUACAUGCUGAACAAGCCUAUUGAAGAGAUUGUGAUAGAAAACGGCAAAGUGGUUGGUGUGAAGUCCGAAGGGGAGGUUGCGCGCUGCAAACAGCUCAUCUGCGACCCCAGCUACGUCUCGGACCGCGUAACGAAGGUCGGCCAAGUGAUCCGGGUAAUCUGCAUCUUGAGCCACCCGAUCAAGAACACAAACGACGCCAACUCGUGCCAGAUCAUCAUUCCACAGAAUCAGGUCAACCGAAAAUCAGACAUCUACGUCUGCAUGAUCUCCUCCGCGCACAACGUGGCGGCGCAGGGGAAGUACAUCGCCAUCGCCAGCACUACGGUGGAAACCGCGGACCCGGAGAAGGAAAUCAAGCCGGCCUUGGACCUCUUGGAGCCCAUCGAGCAGAAGUUCGUUAGCAUCAGUGACCUGUUCGCACCGACCGACCUGGGAACCGAAAGCCAGAUCUUUAUUUCUCGCACUUACGACGCCACCACUCACUUUGAGACGACGUGCGAUGACAUCAAAGAUAUUUAUAAGAGGAUGAUGGGAUCAGAGUUUGACUUCGAAGAGAUGAAACGCAAGAAAAACGAUAUCUACGGGGAGGAGGAGCAGCAGUAAUGAGAAUCUCUAAUUAGGAGAAAUUUAAAUCGGCUAAUAUGAAUAUAUAAGGAACUUAAUGAACACUGUACGAAAUUCAAUAUUGUAAGGCCUGCUUUUGUAAUCCCAUCUCUGAGAGAUUGAAGAGUACUGCACUGGUAAUGUUCCCCUUUUGGAUAUCAUGUGUUAAUUAUUUCAUUCUAGUAGGGCUGCUGUCCAGAAUCUGGCAAAUUACUGACUGAUUUAACGACUAACCUCGUAAACGAAAGGCAGACUGAACCUUUUUUUUUUUUUUUUUUUUUCCUUUUUUUUUUUUUUUUUUUUUUUUUUGGCAGACGUAGACGUUGGUGUAGAUUUGAAAUAACUCAUUGACAGCUGUGUCUUACCUUGCAUUUUUAAUCGUUUGUAACCAUCCUUCACAAUUAUGUGCUUCUGGUGAGCUAGUAGAUGUGACGGUUGUCACUCAAACCUGAUAUCAAGGAAAAUAGAAACUGAGCACUCCAUUAUUGUGGACAGCAUCCCUAAAGUCUCUCCCAUCGAUCUAACUCUGUGGCAAGUUGUAUUAUGGACAAAGCCCACAUCUAUUGUAGCAGCAACUGUUGGCUUAGUUCUGGGCACAGAACUUAACCUCCACUUAAGCUUCUAAAACUGUUUACAUCGGUUGGGACACAGCUGUGCCUAAGGCUCCUUUGUGUUUUAAUCUUAAUAAAAUUGAGAGAACAAAUUACAGAGCAGGCAAGAUGUGGAAGUAUUUUUCUGUACCCUGGUGGCUUCUCGGCUGGACCAAACGGCACUGCGGUAUCGGUCUGACAGAGCCUCUCUGCUUCUCGUGUCUCCUGAAGGCUCCAAAUGAUUUCUGUACUGCGAAGUAAAGCCAAAUUCUGGAAACCA
Molecule: messenger RNA, 2386 nt
Organism: Tyto alba (common barn owl)
Lineage: Eukaryota; Metazoa; Chordata; Aves; Strigiformes; Tytonidae
Gene: GDI2
Product: GDP dissociation inhibitor 2
Exons: 11
Coding region: 170-1516 (448 amino acids)
Biological process (GO): vesicle-mediated transport; small GTPase-mediated signal transduction; protein transport
Cellular component (GO): cytoplasm
Molecular function (GO): Rab GDP-dissociation inhibitor activity
Source: RefSeq, a predicted model, not a curated record